Dipodomys ordii (Ord's kangaroo rat) is the source of this 1401-nucleotide messenger RNA. RefSeq names its product fucosyltransferase 11 (alpha (1,3) fucosyltransferase) (gene Pofut4). The transcript has 2 exons. Bases 23 to 694 code for a protein of 223 amino acids. NCBI's taxonomy places the organism in Eukaryota, Metazoa, Chordata, Mammalia, Rodentia, Heteromyidae. The record is from RefSeq and is a predicted model, not a curated record.
AGCCCCGGUUGCAGCAUUGGACAUGGCGGCUGGUUGUGCCAGGGCCUUGGUGGCCGCCCUGGGGUUGCUUAGUGUCUGUGCAGCUAGUGGCUCUGGGUCCAUGGUGCAGGAGGAGGCCGGUGAGGAGUCGGAGUGGGCGGAGCCAUGGGAUGGCGCGGUUUUCCGGCCGCCCUCAGCGCUGGGCGCAGUGGGGGUGGCGCAGAGCCCUGGGACCCCGAGGCCAGGGAGGGAGCAGAUGGUGGACCUGCCCGUGCUUCUGUGGUGGAGCCCCGGGCUGUUUCCCCACUUUCCGGGCGAUUCGGAGCGGAUCGAGUGCGCACGCGGGGCGUGCGUGGCGUCCCGGGACCGUCGUGUGCGGGGGCACCCGCAGGCCCGCGCGCUGCUUUUCUACGGCACCGACUUCCGUGCGUCCGAGGCGCCGCUGCCACGCCUGGCCCACCAGAGUUGGGCACUCCUGCACGAGGAGUCGCCCCUCAACAACUUCUUGCUGAGCCACGGCCCAGGCAUCCGUCUUUUCAAUAUUACCGCCACCUUCAGCCGCCACUCCUGGAAAGAGAUGUGGCUGCAAGAUUAUUGGCAAGGUCUGGACCAGGGAGAAGCUCUCACUGCCAUGAUCUACAACAAUGAGACACAGCAGAGGAAGUUUUGGGAUUACUUACAUGAGAUCUUCAUAAAAAGGAACCAAAAUCACUAAUGGCUCUUGGAACUUGCAAAUGGCUUAACUCAGAAGACCUAAGAUUUUAUUCUAUCAUGGCACAUAAGGAAUAGCCACUGCAGAAGCCCUUGGUAUUGUCUUAUUAUGGAUUCAGUUGUAAUUUUUUUCUUGACUUGGGUGUUUUGAGGAUGUUAGGUUUUUAAUCACUGAACUGCUCUAUUAUAUCAUAGAGAUAUAGCUAAGGUCUCUACCUUGCUAACAGGAGAGUGGAGGCAUGUCAUUCUUGGUUCCGUGGGAAUCAGAAGCCUGAAACACUUAUUUGAUUCAAUGUGCUGGCUCAGUAGGAUUUUUAAAGGACUUAAAAAUAGCACUUUUCUGGUUUAUUGCAUCCUUUCCCAUUUGUGGGACAGAUGGGCCACAUUCUGACUUGACUUCUGUUACUCUAACUCUUCAUUCUUCAGCACUUUUCAUAGUCAUUUCUUUCCCUAUGUUUUGCUUCAUAAACUUAACAUUGAUGAGGAAGCAAAACUUCUGAUGGGCUUUAUUCUAGUUUGUACGGUUUUUUUAAUUUAAAAUUAAUUUGUUAAUUUUCUUGAGAUGGGAGGAGUAGUUUUCACUAUGUUGUUGCCCAGGCUGGCCUCCAACUCCUGGGUUCACGUGAUCUUCCUGCCUCAACCUUCAAAUAGCUGGCUACACAUGCACGUCUAAGUCUUGAAGUUAGUUUUUUUUUUUUCUUUUCUUUUCUG